CACAGAAGAUAAUCAAGGCGGCGUGGGCGUCCGGUUGGUGGCACGUGUAGGAAAGAGAACAGCACAUUGGUUUUUAAUCUAAAUUUCACAAUUUAUUUAUUAUUAAAAAAAAAAAUAACAACAAUUCCCUGGAAUUUGGUUAAGAAGAUACACAAAUAGUAAACAUGGGCAAAGGGGAAGGACGUGAUCAAUAUGAGUUGGCUGCAACAUCAGAGCAGGGUGGAAAAAAGGACAAGAGGGGGAAGAAGGGGAAGAAGGAGAAGGAUAGAGAUCUAGAUGAGCUGAAGAAAGAAGUAGAUUUGGAUGACCAUAAACUCACUUUGGAUGAACUGCAUCAGAAGUAUGGUACAGACCUCAGUCGGGGUUUAACAGUUGCCCGUGCUGCAGAGAUCCUGCUUCGUGAUGGUCCCAAUUGCCUGACUCCUCCCCCUACAACCCCAGAAUGGGUGAAGUUCUGCAAGCAGAUGUUUGGAGGCUUCUCCAUGUUGCUGUGGACAGGAGCCGUUCUCUGUUUUUUGGCAUACGGAAUUCAGGCUGCUUUGGAUGAUGAACCUGUCGCUGAUAAUUUGUAUCUGGGUGUUGUGCUUGCUGCUGUUGUCAUCAUCACUGGCUGUUUCUCUUACUACCAAGAAGCCAAGAGUUCUAAGAUCAUGGAAUCCUUUAAGAACAUGGUUCCUCAGCAAGCCCUAGUUAUCCGUGAUGGUGAGAAGAACAGUAUUAAUGCUGAGGAAGUUGUGGUUGGAGACCUAGUGGAAGUGAAGGGAGGAGACAGGAUCCCAGCUGACUUGAGAAUCAUCUCUGCUAAUGGCUGCAAGGUUGAUAAUUCUUCCCUGACUGGUGAAUCUGAGCCUCAGACCAGGACACCUGACUUCUCCAAUGAAAAUCCACUUGAGACGAGGAACAUUGUCUUCUUCUCUACAAACUGUGUAGAAGGUACUGCUCGUGGUAUUGUCAUUAACACUGGUGACCACACUGUGAUGGGACGCAUUGCCACUCUAGCCUCUGGCUUGGAGGUUGGCCAGACUCCCAUCUCCAGAGAGAUUGAACACUUCAUCCAUAUCAUCACUGGAGUGGCGGUCUUCCUCGGUAUUUCCUUCUUCAUCCUCUCCCUGAUCCUUGGAUACAGCUGGCUGGAGGCUGUCAUCUUCCUUAUUGGAAUUAUUGUUGCCAACGUGCCAGAAGGUCUUCUGGCUACUGUCACGGUCUGCCUCACACUCACAGCUAAGCGAAUGGCUCGUAAGAAUUGCCUGGUAAAGAACCUGGAAGCUGUAGAAACUCUGGGAUCCACCUCCACCAUCUGCUCUGAUAAGACUGGCACCCUGACACAAAACAGAAUGACUGUUGCUCACAUGUGGUUUGACAACCAGAUCCACGAAGCAGACACCACUGAGAACCAGAGUGGUGCUACCUUUGAUAAGAGCUCUUCCACUUGGGUUGCCCUUGCUCGAGUUGCAGGACUCUGCAACCGGGCUGUAUUCCAGGCUGCACAGGAGUCUGUACCAAUUCUUAAGAGAGAAGUCGCUGGUGAUGCUUCAGAAUCUGCCCUGCUGAAAUGUAUUGAGCUGUGCUGUGGGUCAGUGAAGGCCAUGAGAGACAAGAACCCCAAAAUUGAAGAGAUCCCCUUCAACUCAACCAACAAGUACCAGCUCUCCAUCCACCGGAAUGCAAACCCCAGUGAAUCUCGCUACCUGCUGGUGAUGAAGGGUGCCCCAGAAAGGAUUCUUGAUCGCUGCGCCACCAUCUUGAUUCAAGGCAAAGAGCAGCCACUAGAUGAUGAGAUGAAGGAUGCUUUCCAAAAUGCUUACCUUGAGCUGGGAGGACUGGGAGAGAGAGUUCUUGGAUUCUGUCAUAUGCCGCUUCCUGACGACCAGUUUCCUGAAGGAUUCAAGUUUGAUGUAGACGAGUUGAACUUCCCUACUGAGAAGCUGUGCUUUGUUGGUCUGAUGGCCAUGAUCGAUCCUCCUCGUGCUGCAGUACCCGAUGCUGUUGGCAAGUGCAGAAGCGCUGGCAUCAAGGUUAUUAUGGUUACUGGUGACCACCCUAUUACAGCCAAGGCCAUUGCAAAGGGUGUGGGAAUCAUCUCUGAAGGAAAUGAAACUGUUGAGGAUAUUGCAGCUCGCUUGAACAUUCCAAUCGGAGAAGUCAACCCUAGAGAUGCCAAGGCCUGUGUAAUUCAUGGUGGUGACCUGAAGGAACUGACUAGUGACCAGCUGGAUGACCUGCUGAAGCACCACACUGAGAUAGUGUUUGCUAGGACCUCUCCUCAACAGAAACUCAUCAUUGUGGAGGGAUGUCAACGACAGGGUGCUAUUGUAGCUGUGACUGGUGAUGGCGUGAAUGAUUCCCCUGCCCUGAAGAAAGCAGAUAUUGGUGUUGCUAUGGGUAUUUCUGGAUCUGAUGUCUCCAAACAGGCUGCGGACAUGAUCCUUCUGGAUGAUAACUUUGCCUCCAUUGUGACUGGUGUAGAGGAAGGUCGUCUGAUCUUUGAUAACCUGAAGAAGUCAAUUGCUUACACCCUGACAAGUAACAUCCCUGAAAUCACACCAUUCCUGUUCUUCAUUAUGGCCAAUAUCCCUCUGCCUCUGGGAACCGUUACCAUCCUGUGUAUUGACUUGGGUACUGACAUGGUUCCUGCUAUCUCCCUGGCUUAUGAAGCAGCAGAAAGUGACAUCAUGAAGAGACAGCCACGAAACCCCAAAACAGACAAGCUUGUGAAUGAAAGGCUGAUCAGUAUGGCCUAUGGACAAAUUGGUAUGAUCCAGGCUCUGGGAGGAUUCUUUGCAUAUUUUGUCAUUCUUGCUGAGAAUGGUUUCCUGCCUAUGAGACUGCUGGGAAUCCGUAUUGACUGGGAUGACAGAAACCUCAAUGAUUUGGAAGACAGCUAUGGACAGCAGUGGACCUUUGAACAGAGAAAGAUUGUCGAGUUUACCUGCCACACUGCUUUCUUCGUCAGUAUUGUGGUUGUGCAGUGGGCUGAUUUGAUCAUCUGUAAAACUAGAAGAAACUCUGUCUUCCAGCAGGGAAUGAAGAACAAAAUUCUUAUCUUUGGGCUGUUUGAGGAAACCGCUUUGGCUGCCUUCUUGUCUUACUGCCCAGGAAUGGAUGUGGCUCUCAGAAUGUACCCUCUGAAACCAACCUGGUGGUUCUGUGCCUUCCCCUACUCUCUCCUUAUCUUUGUUUAUGAUGAAAUCAGAAAGCUUAUCAUCCGUCGCAGCCCAGGAGGUUGGGUGGAAAAGGAGACCUACUACUAAUCUAUCGCUCUACAUCACAUCAUUUCACUCGUGUCCUUUAGCCUCCAAUCUUUGGAUAUGUGUUUUUAUAUAGAAUGCUUGAAACUGCUGAAAGAUACAGAACCAAGACGUUUUUAUGUGCCUUUGUUUUGUAGUGCAAAUUUUAUAUGGUUUUUAACGGAUGUGCAAUUUAAAAUAAACUUUCAGUGAAGUCA
This is a messenger RNA of Acipenser ruthenus (sterlet), 3445 nucleotides long. Its product is annotated as sodium/potassium-transporting ATPase subunit alpha-1. Gene Ontology annotation, molecular function: ATP binding; P-type sodium:potassium-exchanging transporter activity; ATP hydrolysis activity. The transcript has 23 exons. Gene Ontology annotation, biological process: intracellular potassium ion homeostasis; proton transmembrane transport; potassium ion import across plasma membrane. Bases 165 to 3251 code for a protein of 1028 amino acids. NCBI's taxonomy places the organism in Eukaryota, Metazoa, Chordata, Actinopteri, Acipenseriformes, Acipenseridae. Gene Ontology annotation, cellular component: membrane. The record is from RefSeq and is a predicted model, not a curated record.